CAGUUUGGAAGCGCAGCGAUUUGCAGUCGUUUCGAUAGAACGUUGUUGGGCGGAUGCGUAGAAACGUUACAGAUUUUAACGGAAGUUAGAGUGGAAUCUGUACCGAAAAUUGCCUUUAUGGUGCUCUUGAAGUCAUAAGAUAAUUUUAAGAUCGCGGAGAAGAUGUCCACUAUUGAAGUUUUAGAACCCGCGGCGGUUAAAUUGGAAGUUAAAGACGAAGUUAAAGUGCAACUGCCAAACAGUAAAAAUUGUCCAAACAAAUUUGGAGGAAACCAUUCGAAGCGUAAAAAUAAACACGAUCGCUCUUCAAGGAAGCGGUCAAAGAGUUUCUCGGGAUGCGGCAUACUGAUGAACGCGAAACCAGUACUGCCGACGAAAUUCCUGCUCGGGGGCAACAUAAAUGACCCGUUAAACUUAAACAGUCUCCAGGACGAAGAAAUCAACAGGGCGAUGAACGCAGUAACGCCAAAGUCCUCCCCAGUACCCACCCCCCCCAGGAGAAAGAUGCCUAUCGAUGUGAUCAUACCUCCGAAUAUGCCCGAUCCACUGCAUUUGAUCGAUUGCGAAAACGAUGAGGAAUACGAGCAGCAACUCUGUUCUCCAGUAAAAAAGGGCCGGAAGAAACGUCUGAAGAAACGCAGAACGAUAUCCGCUUCGACCGAAUGUUUGGACGCGGAUGCCAGUGGGAAUUCUGAGGCUCGAACUCCAGAAGCCUCAACUGAUUCAGCAAAGAUUCCCGAGGAUCCUGUUUGUGCCGAUGUAAGACCGAAGACCUGCAGAAACCUGUUAAUCAAUUUAGGGAAAGAUAAAAAGGAGAGACCAAAGAGAAAAUCUGAAGAGGGUCCUCAUCCAGUAAAAAAGUUUAAGAAUUCAAUGGAUAAGAUUGUAAGUCCGGUCAUACCGCAACCAGGGGCGUGGCCAAAGAGAUCAAAUUCAGUAAAGUGGGCGAAACCACGACAAAACAAGAUCCGAGAUGAACAGAUGCCUAUUUUUAAGGAAAAGAACAAGAAGUUUCAGUAUGGGAACUACGAUAGGUAUUACGGUUACAGGAACCCUAACAAUGAAGUAGAUCACAGACUCAGAGUAUUUUCACAUCACCCAUACUUGUUUGAAAACAAAGAUAUUUUAGACAUAGGCUGUAACAUAGGUCAUGUUACAUUAUCCGUUGCUCGAGACUUCGGAGCCCGUAAUAUUACUGGCAUUGAUAUUGAUCCAAGAUUGAUAAACAUAGCAAGGAAGAAUGUCAAACAUUAUGUUAAAACAUCUGAAAAUUCUCCCAAUAAUACCCCGGAAGCAAAAAAUACUCAAAUAAAAAGUAGCAGUGAGUUUUUCCCUAUUUCUAUGCCUAUAUUAUACGGAACAAUUGACAUUCCAGGAUUUCACGAUACGCACAAAGGGCGGGGCUUCCCUAACAAUGUCACUUUUAAGCAGUGCAAUUAUGUUUUGGAAGAUGAGGGUCUUCUGGCUUUAGAACAACCUCAGUUUGAUGUGAUUUUGUGUCUGAGCAUCACAAAGUGGAUUCAUUUAAAUUGGGGCGAUAAUGGUCUUAAGCUUUGUUUCCGUAGGAUGUAUGAGCAGUUGAGACCGGGCGGAAAAUUGAUUCUGGAACCUCAAAAUUGGGCCAGCUACAAGAGCAAGAAAAAACUUACUGAAGUAAUCUAUAAGAACUACAACACAAUAGAAUUUUUCCCAGAUAAAUUUCGGGAGUACCUCUUGUCGCCGGCUGUUGGCUUUGCGAAGAGUGAAAUUCUGGGGUAUCCUCAGCACAAAACUGCAGGCUUCCGGCGAUCAAUUCAAGUUUUCACCAAAAGCACAAUGUUUCCCAGUGAGAGAGCAACUCCGAGUAACCCAACAAAUAGUGGAUCCUAUAGGGGAUUCACAGAUAAAUAUGAAUCUCAAAACAGUGAACUAAACAUCGAACACGUUUACACAAAUAUGCUCGAGGGUCGGUAUUGUGAGUGUUCCGAUGACACCAAUGAAAUUAAUAAACAAAUUUGUGAGAAUUUAAAUGAGGAAGCGAAAAUUAUGGAUUUGAAGUGUGGUCUAGGGGAUAGGACUGAGGGUACCUCUAACCUCAGCAAGAUUGAAGUUUCACAGAGUUCACAAAAUCGAUUGAUGGAUAAUACUUAAGCCGCCAAUUGUCGUAUGUUUUUGUACAAAUUGUUUAAAAGAUUGUUUUUAUCAAUUGUUAUUUAAUUUAUGUAAAUAUGAAAAAUUGCUUUAAAGGUAUUAAUAAUAAUAUAAGUGGAGUGUGAAGCUUUAGUUAAUAUUUAAAAGAUGUUUAUUCCUGUGACAGUAGAAAAACAA
Cylas formicarius (sweet potato weevil) is the source of this 2307-nucleotide messenger RNA. RefSeq names its product 7SK snRNA methylphosphate capping enzyme bin3-like. The transcript has 5 exons. Gene Ontology annotation, molecular function: snRNA binding; RNA methyltransferase activity; O-methyltransferase activity. Gene Ontology annotation, biological process: snRNA modification. The coding region runs from base 163 to 2130 and encodes 655 amino acids. Lineage: Eukaryota; Metazoa; Arthropoda; Insecta; Coleoptera; Brentidae. The record is from RefSeq and is a predicted model, not a curated record.